This is a messenger RNA of Scheffersomyces stipitis CBS 6054, 2967 nucleotides long. It is a transcript of the gene SGD1, whose product is annotated as Sgd1p. The transcript is spliced from 2 exons. Gene Ontology annotation, biological process: carbohydrate metabolic process; ribosomal small subunit biogenesis. Bases 1 to 2967 code for a protein of 988 amino acids. The record is from RefSeq and is a predicted model, not a curated record. Gene Ontology annotation, cellular component: nucleolus. NCBI's taxonomy places the organism in Eukaryota, Fungi, Ascomycota, Pichiomycetes, Serinales, Debaryomycetaceae. Gene Ontology annotation, molecular function: hydrolase activity, hydrolyzing O-glycosyl compounds; RNA binding; protein binding.
AUGAACAGGAGGAGAAACAAUAACGAAGAAAACGAAGAGGAGAGAGGAAUUCCUUCAAAACUUUUACAGCAGAUACAAACAAAGGAGGACAAAGGUGACUACAACGAUGAGGAUAGAUUUACAAAGUUCAACUCCAAGAAGAGAAAGGAAAAGCCUUUGUCAAGAAAAGACAGAAGACAGCAAGAAAGACAACUAAAGAAACAAAAGAAAAACACCAAGCCAAUUAAUAACGAAGCCAAAAGGAAAGCAAUCACAAACAAUAAUAAAGAUUCUCGCGCAGACUUUAAGGCAUUGAAGACUAACAGGGCGCAAACUUCAACAAAAACUAUAGAUGAUCCUGUGGAGCAACUCAGAUUGUUGAAAGAAAAGAAAAAAGGAUCUCAGCCAAAUGAAUUCAGAGUUGUCAAAGCUGACGAACUCCUGGAAGAUUCUGACGGAGACGACAACUUCGAUGAUUUCGACAAUCUGGAUGAUUUCGACGAUUAUGAUGAUGAAGUAGAAGAAAAUCCAUUGGAAGUUUUAAAAAAGUUGAAGGAGGUGAAGAAAGGUUCCAAGAACAAAUCUGAAGUAAGAGUCAUCAAGUUGGACGAAUUGCUGGACGAUGAACUUUCGGAAGAUGUUUCGGAAGAUGAACUUUCGGAAGAUGAAGAAGAAGAUGAAAACGAAGACAUAGAUGACAAUGAUUCUAAUGUGAAAGACAAUUUCGAUGGCUUUGACGAAGAAGAGAAUGAAGACUCUGAGGAUGGCUUCAUCGUAGACGACGAUAACAUAGAUGCAGAUGACUUUGAUAGCUUUGAUGAAGAGGAAAUUUUGGAAGAAGAGGAAGAUCCUUUAGCCAAAUUGAAGGCAUUGAAGGAACAAAAGAGAAAUGUAAAGAAGGAUAAUAAACCAUCUAAAGAAGUCAAGAAUUCCAGAGUGAUCAGUCAACAUGAAUUAGAGCUCAUGAAAAGAGAUGAAAAUGAUAUGGAAUUCUAUGCUAAGAAGCUCGGUUUGAAGAACGGUAAAAAAUCAAAAAUUGCCAAAACAGACGAUGAUGACAUUAUUGGAGGAUUAUUAGACGGAUUGGACUUUGAUUUCGAAGAAGAAAUGGAACCACUGGAAGAAGAAGCUGAUGAUUUCGAUGAAGGGGAAGAAGAAAAUUAUUCUGGUGAUGAUUUUGAUGAUGAUGAAGAGGACGCACCAAAGAAGGAAAAUCCUUAUGUAGCCCCUAUUCAAAAUAAGACUUCGGAUGAGGUGUCAGACUCAAGUAAUCAUGCUGCUGGUUCAUAUAUCCCACCAGCAUUGCGUAGAAAGAUGGCAUUAGAAGGGGGUAAUGUUUCUGAAGAGAUUCUCAACUUGAGAAAAGCCAUCAAGGGUCCUUUGAACAAGUUGUCUGAGUCCAAUAUCAGCAGCAUUGUCAAUGAAAUCAAUACAUUGUAUUUAUCGAACUCAAGAAAUUCGGUAAAUAAUGAGUUGACUACUAUCGUGAUGGACAGUAUCAUUCAACAGGGAAGAUUGUUGGAUACCUUUGUAUACUUACACGCAACACUUGUCGUUGCUAUCUACCGUUUGCAGGGCGUCGAAUUUGGUGCUCACUUCAUUCAGUCAAUGAUUGAAAAAUUUGAAAGCUAUCAUAAGGAAACCGGAAAAGGAAAAGAAGCUUCUAAUAUGAUAUCACUCUUAUCUUCGGUUUAUCAAUUUCAGUUGGUAUCAUCUAAAUUAUUGUACGAUGUGAUCAAGGUUUUGAUAAACGAAUUAAAUGAAAACAACGCUGAACUCUUGCUCAGAUUGAUCAGAAAUUCAGGUAACCAAAUGAGGUCUGACGAUCCUUCUGCCUUGAAAGAUAUUGUAAUUCUUUUGAAUGAUGCCAAAUCAUCCAUUCCACAGUCCCAGAUGAGUACAAGAACACAAUUCUUGGUUGAAACAAUUACUUCACUUAAGAACAACAAACUUAAGAUCAACAAUGAAUCCAGUCACCAGCUCGCUAUCAGAUUGAAGAAAUUCUUAGCAACAAUCAACAACAACAAAUUCAACGAUCCAAUACAAGUUUCUCUCAAUGAUAUCCACAGCAUUGCUUCGAAAGGGAAGUGGUGGUUAGUUGGUGCUGCUUGGAAAGGUAGUGAUGGAGAUGACAAAAAUGCAGAGCCUGACCUCAACAGAGAUGCUAUCAAUGAUAUAUUAGACAACUCUGAACCUAAUUGGAUGGACUUAGCUAGAUCUCAGCGUAUGAACACUGAUAUCAGAAGAGCUAUUUUCAUAUCCAUCAUGUCAGCAAAUGAUUACAUUGAUGCAUUAACUAAGUUGGACAAGUUGGCUUUGAAACGUUCUCAAGAUAGAGAAAUUCCUCGUGUAUUGAUACAUUGUACAAGUGUUGAGCCAGCGUAUAAUCCUUACUAUGGAAUCUUAGCAAGCAAGCUUUGUGAGGAUCACAGGUAUAGAAAGACUUUCCAAUUCAUGCUCUGGGAUCUUAUUAAAGAAUUCGAAGGUUCCACUUCUGACGAAGAUGAAGAUUUUGUUGGGUUCGAUCAUGGUGAUGAUGACGAUGAAACCAAGUUGAAGAGAAUCUUGAAUUUGGGUCGAUUUUUCGGAUUUCUCUUGGCGGAAGGCUCUUUGCCUUUGCACUUGCUUAGAACUGUUAACUUCUUAACUGCUGCUAGUGACACUAUCUUGUUCAUGGAAGUUGUUUUUGUUAGCUUUUUGGAUAAUAUCGGGAAGAAGUCACAGAUCAAUUCAGUGGGAGCUGGUCUCGGUAAAAGAUCGAAGAAUAUGUAUGAACAAAAGUUCGAUGACAGGUUAUUAAUAGAGAGGGUGAUCAAAGCCCAGGAACAGAUGACUUUGCUCAGAGGAAUUCAAUUCUUCUUACAGGACAAGGUUAGAAAAAGUGAUAUUAUCUCUGGUAAGAAGCAGACCAGAAGAGUUGAGUGGGGAAUAAAUGCUAUGGUAGAUAUCAUAGAGGAAUUUGUGAGAUCUAACGACGAUAAGAACUAG